Manihot esculenta (cassava) is the source of this 1240-nucleotide messenger RNA. Its product is annotated as organ-specific protein S2. The record is from RefSeq and is a predicted model, not a curated record. NCBI's taxonomy places the organism in Eukaryota, Viridiplantae, Streptophyta, Magnoliopsida, Malpighiales, Euphorbiaceae.
ACAAUUCAUAAUUCACUACUUCUCUUGUGAAGCAAAACAUGAAAUCUUUAUUUGCUUUGGUAGUCCCUCUUUUCUUGCUUCUCUCGAUUUUGAGCAGCAUCAAUGCAAGAAAAGAUUUGGAUGAAUAUUGGAAAGGUGUCACUAAAGAUCAACCUGUGCCAGAAGCAAUGCAAAAGCUUCUUCAAGCCUCAGAUGAGAAAACCAAUUGUCACACAACUAAAACUCUUGAGCCAAAUGCAGACCUUAAAAUCUACCACAAUGAUGACUUUCUUAAAGAAGGUAAGAGUUCAUUUCUUCAACAAUUUGAGCCAAGACCUGACGUCUCUAUUUAUCAUAAUGAUAUUGGUCUCAAAACAAGAAUAUCACUAGAAUCACUAGAUGAAAGCCCAUUUGUUAAAGAGUUUGAGCCGAGACCUGAUGUCUCCAUUUACCAUAACGAUAUUGGUCUCAAAACAAAAAUAUCACUAGAUGAGAGCCCAUUUGGUAAAGAGUUCGAGUUGAAACCUGAUGUCUCCAUUUACCAUAACCAUAUUGGUCUCAAAACAGAAAAACUGCCAAAUAAGAAUCCAUUUGUUAAAGAGUUUGAGCCGAGACCUGAUGUCUCCAUUUACCAUAAUGAUAUUGGUCUCAAAACAGAAAAGUUGCUAAAUAAGAACCCAUUUGUUAAAGAGUUUGAGCCCAGACCGAAUGUCUCCAUUUACCACAAUAAUAUUGGUCUCAAAACAAAAAAGCCGUUAGAUGAUAGUGCAUUCAAUAAAGAGUUUGAAUCAAAACCUGAUGUUUCUAUUUACCAUAACAAUAUUGAUCUCAAACUAAAAAAUUCACCAGAUGAGAGUUCAUAUAAUAAAGAGUUUGAGCCGACACUUGCUGUCACUAUCUACCAUAACGAUAUUGAUCUUCAAGCAAAAGAGCAAUCAGAUGAGAGGUUAGUUGGUAAAGAGUUUGAGGCGAAACCUGAUGUUACCAUCUACCAUAAUGAUAAAAAUUUCACCGAAGCCUGAUAUCACUGUUUAUCACAACUAUAUUGAUCUCAAAGCAGAAAGUUAACGUGAUGCAAUAUCCAUGCACAGAUUGUGAAACAUCUGUGUCUUAUGUAUUCAAAAAUAAGAAUUUUCAAGUUUUUAUUUGAUAUUGUGCUUUUCUUUUAAAGAGCUUGAUCUUUGUAAAAGUGCAGUUCUUCUUCUCAAUGUAAUCCCAUCCUAUGUAUUUAAUAAAUUUCAUUGAUGGAUAAUUGUGAGCA